Messenger RNA from Vanessa tameamea, 986 nucleotides. RefSeq names its product small nuclear ribonucleoprotein Sm D3 (gene SmD3). Gene Ontology annotation, cellular component: U1 snRNP; U12-type spliceosomal complex; commitment complex. NCBI's taxonomy places the organism in Eukaryota, Metazoa, Arthropoda, Insecta, Lepidoptera, Nymphalidae. The coding region runs from base 156 to 548 and encodes 130 amino acids. The transcript is spliced from 2 exons. The record is from RefSeq and is a predicted model, not a curated record. Gene Ontology annotation, biological process: spliceosomal snRNP assembly; RNA processing. Gene Ontology annotation, molecular function: RNA binding.
UUAUUAGUCUGUGGUCCACAGACCGCUAGUACGCCGCCAUAGUUUAUUUCUAAUUUCUAUUCAUCAGUGAAAUAAAAUUUAUAUCUUGUUUAAUCUCAGAAUUACUAUAUAGUAAAUAAGCUUGUGUUUGGUAUUGUGUUUUUAAAUCUUUUAAAAUGUCUAUUGGUGUGCCUAUUAAGGUAUUACACGAGGCUGAGGGCCAUAUAGUGACCUGUGAAACAAACACCGGUGAAGUUUACCGCGGAAAACUAAUUGAAGCUGAAGAUAACAUGAACUGCCAGAUGACGCAGGUGACGGUCACGUACAGAGAUGGCAGAGUAGCUCAGCUAGAGAAUGUAUACAUCAGAGGAUCUAAGAUUCGCUUCCUAAUAUUACCUGAUAUGCUAAAGAAUGCACCAAUGUUCAAACGACAAGGGAAUAAACCCAGUGCUGGGCGUGGGAAAAGUGGUAUAUUACGAGCACAAGCGGCUGGUAGAGGACGAGCAGGUGGUAGAGGUGGAGGGCAUCGUGGGGGCUGGCAAGGUGGCUCCGGACCUUCUAGGCGAUAACUGUAGUUUUAAGACUAAUCUCAUCCCUCCUACACUCCAAAUAAAUGUUUGCAAAUAACAAAAAUGUAGAAUAUCUAUCUUUGUCUACUAAAUUAUUGAUAUAUUUCAGUAGUAAAGAUAUUACCCCACAUCAGUGAAAAGUUAUAAUUUGUACAUUGUCUGUUUCUUGUUUCUAAUGUUAAAAUAUGUUAGUAUAUCAAUUAAAAAAAACCAACUCUAGAAAACAUUUGAAUUUACUACAAUAAUUGACUCAUAGAUCAUUAAGAUACAAGUAUAGUAAUUUAAUUCAAAAAAUAGUAGUAAAUUGCCAAAGUAUUGACUUGAGAAUGAGAAGGACUUGUGAGUUAUAGCAUUUUAUAUAUAUCUUGUAUGUGCAGUGUGUGGAGUGGCAUUAUGCAACUUGUAAUAUAAGGUUUAAUAAAAAAACUUGGUAUGUAA